Messenger RNA from Ilex paraguariensis (yerba mate), 480 nucleotides. Lineage: Eukaryota; Viridiplantae; Streptophyta; Magnoliopsida; Aquifoliales; Aquifoliaceae. The record is from the annotation of a GenBank genome assembly.
AUGUGCAGCUCAUUGAGAAGCUUCCAGCGCCUUGCUCAGCUUGCACCUCCUCAGCUCCAGCUUGUUUCAUUUAAUGCAAUACUUAAUGAAAAACCAUGCAAGAGGAUGGUGCUCUAUUACCAUGACAUCAUUUUCAAUGGCACAAAUGUAGCAAAUGCCACAUCUGCCAAAGCUUCAAAUGAAACUGAACUGACUCACAAAUUUGGGAUGCUGGUCGUGUUCAACGAUCCCAUCACGAAAGAUCACCAUCUUCUUUCUCCCCCAGUCGCCCAAGCUCAAGGCUUCUAUUUCUAUGACAUGAAGACUACUUAUAAUGCUUGGUUCUCCUACACUUUGAUAUUCAACUCGACCAAGCAUAAAGGUACUAUAAAUAUUAUGGGUGCAGAUAUGAUUGACUCGGAGACUAGGGAUCUUUCAGUGGUUGGCGGAACUGGAGAUUUUUUCAUGACAAGAGGAAUUGCAACGCUUCGGACUGAUUAG